AGUUUUGUCAUUCUCUCACAUUGUGAGGUAAGAAAAGCUUCAGGUGAAUCUUCUAUUCAAUCAGAGAUAACGAAGCGGUUCGAUGUAUACCUGUCGACGGGGGACGAUUCUUCUUCCUAUUCAAAUUCUCAAUGGUACGGUGUGAGUUCCCCGUUGAAUUUACCACCAUUUGACUCUCUCGCUCCGGAUCCCUCGCCGGAAAUCUCCCCUGCCUCCGCCUAUUGCGCCUAUUCUCCACCUCCGUACUCUCCUUACCUACUCCCUCCUCCGUCAACUACUUCACCGCCGAGCCCAACUUCGCCUAAUUUCAACCCGCCUCAAAUCGGCCCAAGCCCUAAUGAGCCUGCUCUAAGCCCGCCAAUAACUGUCCCCAGCCCAAUCGAACCUGUAGGGAGUCCACCGCAAUCUGUCCCGAGCCCAGUUGAACCAGUUAGAAGUCCACCUCAAUCUGUUCCCAGCCCAGUUGAACCUGUUAAUAGUCCACCUCAAUCAGUUCCAAGCCCAGUUGAACCUGUUAAAAGUCCACCUCAAUCUGUUCCAAGCCCAAUUGAACCUGUUAAAAGUCCACCCCAAACUGUUCCAAGCCCAGCUGAACCUGUUAAAAGCCCACCUCAAUCUGUUCCAAGUCCAGUUCAACCUGUUGAAAGUCCACCUCAAUCUGUUCCGAGUCCAUUUCAGCCUGUUUUCAGCCCGCCUCAAGUCGUCCCAAGCCCAACUCAGCCUGCUUUAAGCCCACCGAGCUUUAACCCGAGCCCAGUAGAACCAGUUCUUAGCCCACCUAAUUCCGCGCCGGGCCAAACUCGGCCUAUUUUAAGUCCACCAUCGUAUGGGCCCAGCCCACGCGUAAGUGUCCCGCCGCCAACAGGUCGCUUGCCCAGCCCGUUCAUGCCGCCAAUUGUGUACCCGCCGCCGUUGGGGCCGCCGGCUCCGUCGACCACGCCGCCGACAGCUCUGUGGUGCGUGGCGAAGCCGUCAGUUCCGGAUCCGAUAAUAGAGGAGGCGAUGAACUACGCUUGCGCAUCUGGGGCGGAUUGCGAUCAAAUUCUGCCGAAAGGGUCGUGUUAUCAGCCGGAUACACUGUUCGCACACGCUUCGUUUGCGUUUAAUAGCUAUUGGCAGAGAACAAAGCAGGCUGGCGGUACCUGUGAAUUCGGAAGCACCGCCAUGCUCGUUACUGUUGAUCCAAGUUAUGAUGGUUGUCACUUCACCUAUUUGUAGCUUGAGAUAUUGGAUAUAUGGUACAUUGGAAAUGGAUCAGAAGCACACAUAGUUAUUGGACCAGCCUAGCUAAAUCUCAUCAUCAAUAUCGUUCUAAGUCAUUGUCUCAUCAAUAUUGACCCAUUGGACGUUGUAUACUUGUAUAUGUCAAGAUCAACAUUUUGUACUCAAUUAAACUCUUCAUUGUUAGAGUGUAUAUUUUAAAUUUGAAUAUUCUAUUCAGACAUGGAAAUAAUACAUUAUCAGAUUACCUCGGUUCUCUGAUCUUUUUAGUUGUCACAUGGGUGAUUUUACACUAUUUAUAAUUCUA
Molecule: messenger RNA, 1528 nt
Organism: Cuscuta epithymum
Lineage: Eukaryota; Viridiplantae; Streptophyta; Magnoliopsida; Solanales; Convolvulaceae
Source: the annotation of a GenBank genome assembly